Penicillium macrosclerotiorum is the source of this 573-nucleotide messenger RNA. Its product is annotated as putative mitochondrial protein sorting (Msf1). Gene Ontology annotation, molecular function: phosphatidic acid transfer activity. The transcript is spliced from 2 exons. Lineage: Eukaryota; Fungi; Ascomycota; Eurotiomycetes; Eurotiales; Aspergillaceae. The record is from RefSeq and is a predicted model, not a curated record. Bases 1 to 573 code for a protein of 190 amino acids. Gene Ontology annotation, biological process: phospholipid transport. Gene Ontology annotation, cellular component: mitochondrial intermembrane space.
AUGAAGGUUUUUUCGUCGACCUGCACAUUUGACUAUUCAUGGGAUGAAGUAUCCACGGCCAACUGGCGCAAAUAUUGCCCGUGGAAUGACAAGGCUACCCAUGUUGUGGGUGUUGAUACUCUCUCUCGAACCGUCGACCCUCAGACUGGCAUUUUGCGGACAGAACGCCUUAUAACCUGCGACCAGUCUGUUCCCCAAUGGGUUCUUUCUCUAUUUGGUGGAAGCGCUACUUCCCACGUCUACGAGAUCUCCUACGUUGAUCCGGUGGCCAAGAAGGUUACCAUGUGCUCCACCAACCUUACCUGGUCAAAUGUGCUCAGCGUUCGGGAAACUGUUGUGUACCAGCCGUCAGGCAUCGAACCUCAGACUACAACGGAAUUCAAUCAAGAAGCCAAGAUCACUGCCCUCUGCGGUGGCUGGCAAAAAAUCAGGAACAAGGUGGAGGAGGCAAGCGUGGAAAGAUUCCGAGAGAAUGCCAAGCGUGGUCGUGAGGGAUUUGAAACCGUUCUUGAAAUGAGCCGUCGCGUGUUCGGGGAGCAACGCGAUCUGGAGAACCAACGACUUCAGUCCUAA